AGCGGCGGAACAAGUCGCGAUUAUCCGCUGCCAGGGCACCCCAAUGUCUUGGCCCGGCCUUAUCUCUGGCUUUCACUUCCGGAACUCGGCUGCGACGACAACUACAGGAACGAAGUGCCAGGCUCACCAGCACCAGCACCACGACCAGCACCACCACAACCACAGCCACCCCCACAAUCUGCAUUCACAUUCUCCACCCACAGCCGGCCACCCGGCGAUUGCAAAUCGGAAUGCUGCAGUCAGUGCUCCGGGGUAAGUGAAUCGACGCGCGACUGGCAAUGGAAUUCGGCGGAGAUUCCACCAGAGGCGAGAUUUGGGAGCGGGAGCCAUAGCCAUAGGCAUUGCCAUAGCCAUUGCCAUUGCCAUUGCCAUCCGCACCUGGUAGUGCCCCGCCAUGAUUGUGAUGAGCAUCUGGUGCAGCAGCCUCAGCCUGAGCAGCCGCAGCCUGGCCAUCGCCGUGGUCGUCUGCCUGACCCUGGUCUACUUCUCCUACAGCUUCAACGCCUGCAUCCUGGCCAGCAUCAGUCGCAGUCUGCAGCAGAGCAACUUACGCAAUCUACUGGCGCUCACAUCCUCGCCCCGCAACGAGACCAGUGACGCGGGAAGCAGCAGCAGUAGGAGCAGCAGGAGCAGCAACAGCAACAGCAACAGCUCAUCCUCCACCACCAGUGCUCCUCCGGUGCAGACGGUGACCAGCAGCCUGGAUGGGGCGCCCAAGUAUCAGCUGCUCCGGCAGCAGGGCCUCCGACCAUCGCGCCACCUGCCCGACACGCUCAUCAUCGGCGUGAAGAAGAGCGGGACGCGGGCGCUGCUCGAGUUCAUCCGACUGCAUCCGGAUGUUCGGGCCGCCGGCUCCGAGGUGCACUUCUUCGACAGGCACUACCAGCGCGGCCUGCGCUGGUACCGCCACCACAUGCCCUACACCAUCGAGGGCCAGAUCACCAUGGAGAAGACGCCCAGCUACUUUGUCACCAAGGAGGUGCCGCAGCGCGUCUACCACAUGAACCCGGCCACAAAAUUGCUGAUUGUGGUCCGGGAUCCGGUGACGCGGGCCAUCUCCGACUACACGCAGGCGGCGAGCAAGAAGGCGGACAUGAAGCGCUUCGAGCAGCUGGCCUUCGUGAACGGGAGCUACGCGGUGGUGGACACGAACUGGGGCCCGGUCAAGAUCGGCGUGUACGCCCGCUUCCUGGAGCGCUGGCUGCUCUACUUUCCGCUCUCGCAGCUGCUCUUCAUCAGCGGCGAGCGGCUGAUUAUGGACCCCGCCUACGAGAUUGGCCGCGUCCAGGACUUUCUCGGCCUGAAGCGCGUGGUCACCGAGAAGCACUUCUACUUCAACGCCACCAAGGGCUUCCCCUGCCUCUUCAAGUCGGAGGCCCGCUCCACGCCCCACUGUCUGGGCAAGACGAAGGGGCGCAACCAUCCGCACAUCGAUCCCGGGGCCAUCGAGCGUCUGCGGGAGUUCUACCGGCCCUUCAACAACAAGUUCUACCAGCUGACGGGCAUCAACUUCGCCUGGCCAUAGGAUCCACCACGACUGGUAUAUGGCCAGCAUACCGGAAAUUAAUGGAGUUAAAAAUAUAAAAAAAAGGAGAUAAUGUUGUUGCUGGCCAGGCAACGGACUGAUAUUGUUGAUUGCAUUUUUGAUACAUAUAAUUGUACUUAUAUAUAGUAUAUACACACGUAAACUUAGUGCUCAAUUAAUUGUAGCUUUAUCAGGAGACAAAUUCAACGAAGUGCGUCCUUCACAAAGUAUGCACUCAAAAACAAUACGGUUCCUCUAUCCAACUCAAAUGAAAAUCAACUCACUUUCCCCACUAUACUCAAAAAUCAAAACAGUGGGUGGGCCACCAGGAUCGCUCGGAGAUGAAAGUGGUGGACUUAUACUGCCCACUGUGCACCCACUGUGCACACACCUAAGAUAAAUAUGUGCAUUUAUAUACAAAUAGUGAACAAAUAGAGCUUACUACGAAAUUCCUACAGUCUCCUAUAUAGUAUAUAUAUAUAUUACAUAAAUAGUUCCAAGAAUUUCAAUUGCAUGACUCAACCAAUACAAUUGCUUAGCUAAUUUCAAUUAACACACAACAUAAAUAAAUCCAUUUAAACUAAAUCUUGUCAACUGAAAAUCGUCAUUGUUUCAU
Drosophila rhopaloa is the source of this 2141-nucleotide messenger RNA. RefSeq names its product heparan sulfate glucosamine 3-O-sulfotransferase 6 (gene Hs3st-B). The transcript has 4 exons. Gene Ontology annotation, molecular function: [heparan sulfate]-glucosamine 3-sulfotransferase activity. Bases 395 to 1525 code for a protein of 376 amino acids. The record is from RefSeq and is a predicted model, not a curated record. Lineage: Eukaryota; Metazoa; Arthropoda; Insecta; Diptera; Drosophilidae.